This is a messenger RNA of Cydia fagiglandana, 1170 nucleotides long. RefSeq lists its product as uncharacterized. Bases 1 to 1170 code for a protein of 389 amino acids. Lineage: Eukaryota; Metazoa; Arthropoda; Insecta; Lepidoptera; Tortricidae. The record is from RefSeq and is a predicted model, not a curated record. The transcript is spliced from 3 exons.
AUGCCGGCUACAUACUCACGAGGUAGUAAAAAUUUCACUUACCCGAGCAACCCAUGGCAUCACUCCUACCCUGGACCUGGCUCUAGCAACAGUGGCUACUAUAGGUAUCCCGUAAAUGCAGGCAACUCAAGCAAUGGAACUGCAAACAUUCAGCACUACUACUAUAAUCCUCCUUCGCAAAUACACUACGCGUCAAUCGAUGGUGAGCCAGUGUUAACCUAUCCAGUGUAUCGCGGAUCUUUGCCCUCAUACGUAUACCAAUACAGAUUUUCCGGGACCAGGUAUGGUACACUGUUAGCUGGACUGGCAUUGUUUAAUCUCGGUGUCCUCAAUUUCGUCACUAGCGGCCUUAGUGUAGGUCAUAGUUCACCAUCAGACAACAAAAACUACCUUAACUACAAAGCACAACCCGGCGAAGUUUGCUUAUUCGGUAUCAAUAAAGAUAACGGUGACUUCGAAGAAACCAGAAUAGAUUGUCAGCCUAUAAGUAGCUUUAUUUACGCCGAACAGGCUAAACAACAGCAGCCACAGAAUUCUCAGAACCAAACCACCGUGACAACUACCGUGACGAAUACGACCAUCGUUAAUGCGACCAACCCUCAAGAUACGCCUUCUUACGUAUUGUCGCCAAACGGUACUCUGGUGACGCCCGGAGCGGCACCAGACGCUGGCAACGUGACGAAUGGGGCUCCAGCCACCGGUGGAUCUGUGACGUCAUCCGUGACCGUCACGACCACCAACACGAUGGUCGUCAACGCAUUUGAAACUAAGGGAUCUCCGAUUGAAUUGAAACCUGGAAUGCAAUGUUAUGUUAAAAGGAAAACACCCUAUUCUGUAAUGAAGAAUAAUAUCCCUUGUGCCUUAUUACAGGCUUACGCUGAUAAAUAUUUUAGCAUCAGUUCUGAUUUUAACGCGGAGAUUAUACGACCAGCGUUGAACCACAAUGGAGAUGACGUUGAGCGCAACUAUUCAAUAAGUUGGGACGAAGGCACCGCGGCCGCGGUGGUAGACGACGACCAUGCAACACACACAACUACAAUCGCUCUCGUUUAUGUGAUUGGUACCAACAACAAACAAGUAGCAACCAGAGCUGUCAGUUAUGGUCAAACUACUGUUACUAUCCUCCGCAACAAAUUGUUUACACGUCGCCUAGAGGCGGGCCACAAAUAA